Numida meleagris (helmeted guineafowl) is the source of this 1057-nucleotide messenger RNA. It is a transcript of the gene PSMA5, whose product is annotated as proteasome subunit alpha 5. NCBI's taxonomy places the organism in Eukaryota, Metazoa, Chordata, Aves, Galliformes, Numididae. The record is from RefSeq and is a predicted model, not a curated record. The coding region runs from base 127 to 852 and encodes 241 amino acids. Gene Ontology annotation, biological process: proteasome-mediated ubiquitin-dependent protein catabolic process. The transcript has 9 exons. Gene Ontology annotation, cellular component: nucleus; proteasome core complex; proteasome core complex, alpha-subunit complex.
GAGGCGCAUGCGCGCUGCGUGCAGUCGGCAGGAAGUGGAUGUGAACCCGGCGAGGGCAGAGCGGCUCCGGUUCCGCUGCCGCCGCCGCGCCUCCCCCGCACCGACCCCGCGUCCCCCGCCGCUGCCAUGUUUCUCACGCGCUCCGAGUACGACCGGGGCGUGAACACUUUCUCUCCGGAGGGGAGGCUGUUCCAAGUGGAGUAUGCCAUUGAGGCCAUUAAGCUUGGCUCUACGGCCAUCGGGAUCCAGACCUCGGAGGGCGUGUGCCUGGCUGUGGAGAAGAGGAUCACCUCCCCGCUCAUGGAGCCCAGCAGCAUUGAGAAGAUUGUAGAAAUAGAUUCUCAUAUAGGGUGUGCCAUGAGCGGCUUAAUAGCUGAUGCCAAGACUUUGAUUGAUAAAGCAAGAGUGGAGACUCAGAAUCACUGGUUCACCUACAACGAAACCAUGACCGUGGAGAGCGUGACGCAGGCGGUGUCCAACCUGGCGCUGCAGUUCGGGGAGGAGGAUGCAGACCCUGGUGCAAUGUCUCGUCCGUUCGGUGUCGCGCUGCUUUUCGGAGGAGUCGAUGAGAAGGGACCUCAGCUGUUUCACAUGGACCCCUCGGGGACGUUCGUUCAGUGCGAUGCCAGAGCCAUCGGCUCCGCCUCGGAAGGCGCGCAGAGCUCGCUGCAGGAGGUUUACCAUAAGUCCAUGACACUGAAAGAAGCAAUCAAAUCUUCCCUCGUCAUCCUGAAGCAAGUGAUGGAGGAGAAGCUGAAUGCAACCAACAUUGAGCUUGCCACCGUGGAGCCGGGGAUGAAGUUCCACAUGUACACGAAAGAAGAGCUGGAAGAGGUCAUCAAGGACAUCUGAAAGGGACAGGGGCUCCCUCGAUGGCUCAUCCCCCCCCCCGAUCAAAGCGAACUGACCCGCAGUUCCCUCCAGUACCGGUGAUUUUAUUUCCAGCCGCAUCCGUAAUCGCUCUUCUCAGAAGGCUCUUAAGGGUUUUUUUACAGUCUCUGUACAUAACGGAUCUCUACAAUAAGAGGAAACGACAAUAAAUCAUUUUGUUACUCUA